This is a messenger RNA of Dipodomys ordii (Ord's kangaroo rat), 2883 nucleotides long. It is a transcript of the gene Zfp41, whose product is annotated as ZFP41 zinc finger protein. The record is from RefSeq and is a predicted model, not a curated record. Gene Ontology annotation, biological process: regulation of transcription by RNA polymerase II. Bases 199 to 792 code for a protein of 197 amino acids. The transcript is spliced from 3 exons. Gene Ontology annotation, molecular function: RNA polymerase II cis-regulatory region sequence-specific DNA binding; DNA-binding transcription factor activity, RNA polymerase II-specific. Lineage: Eukaryota; Metazoa; Chordata; Mammalia; Rodentia; Heteromyidae.
GCUCGGGAGGAUGUUUGUGAUCUGGGCUCACCAUCUGCCUUCCACAGCCCAGGAGGAUGUGGCUCCGUCACGUUGGUGCAGAGGUCCAGUGGCACAGGGCAAGUUGUUUCUGAGGAACUGAAGCACAGAGGGUGCAGAAGUUGCUGGCUCUGAACCCUCAACCCCUCCCUGGCCUCCGGGGACUUUCCCGGAGCUGGAAUGGAAAAGCCCGCAGGCCGGAAGAAGACACAGGCCCCCAAAGAGGAGGCAGGUGUGCCAAAGGCCACUGCGAAAGGAGAGAGUGCUUCUAGGGGAAAAAGGUCCAAAAAGAGAGCAGCAGCGAGCAGGAAGCAGGGCAAGGAGGCGGUCCUGAGCCCCGAGGACGAGGCGCAUCUCUUCGACGCCUUUGACGCCUCAUUUAAAGAUGACUUCGAGGGCGUCCCUGUGUUCGUUCCUUUUCAGAGGAAGAAGCCCUAUGAGUGCGGCGAGUGCGGGCGCAUCUUUAAACACAAGACAGAUCACAUCCGCCACCAGCGCGUGCACACCGGGGAGAAGCCCUUUAAGUGCGAGGCGUGCGGGAAGGCCUUCCGCCACAGCUCCGAUGUCACCAAGCACCAGCGGGUGCACACCGGCGAGAAGCCCUUCAAGUGCAGCCAGUGCGGGAAGGCCUUCAACUGUGGCUCCAACCUCCUGAAACACCAGAAGACGCACACGGGCGAGAAGCCCUACAAGUGCGAGGUGUGUGGGAAAGCCUUCGCCUACAGCUCCUGUCUCAUCCGCCACCGCAGGCGCCACCCAAGGAAGAAGCACUGAGCACACCAUGCCACGUGGGGUCCAGCUGCACGCGAGGCCCCAGAGCCUCUGCCAUCAGACCCACGAGCCCACGCCACCGCAGGGCAACCUCCAGCCACAGCCCUGUUCCGCGCUGCUCCCAGCCUCCAGGCUCGGCUGCAGGAACACUAACAGCUGUCUGGGGGACAGACUUGGACACAGAGCUCCCAACAGAAGAGGCUCUACUGGCCAGGCCCAUGCCUUCCCUUCUGAGGAAUCCCCGAGCAGCCUGGCAGGAGCCGGGGCCUGAGCAGAGCAGGGGCCCUCUGGGGACAAGACUCCCUCUCUCCCACAUCUGGCCUCAGUGACACGAUGUAGCUUCUCUCUUUGUGGACUGACGCAGGAGUUCCCCAGAUCAGCCCUGUCCUGGAAACCAGGCCACACUGUGUGCCCUGUGUCCAGCCAGUGCUCCCCAGGGCAGGGCAUUCUUGCUGACCUCUCCCUGUGCAGGUAUCCUCGGGGGGUCGCCGCAGCUGGCUGGCCUCACACCGUCCGAGGGGAAGAAGCCUCGUGACCCAGCAGUGGAGAUCUGCUGAGACGGUGCAGAGGCAGGACCCCAGCUGCUGAGGGCCAUGCUGCCGCACGCCUGCCCCCAGCUUGGGCUGUGCGGACACCAGAGGCAGUGCCAGACAGCAGGGUUGCACCUCUGCCAGCAGCAGGAAGGCUGCUAACGCAGAUCACGCCAACAGAAGCCCCUUGAGGAGACAGGAGCCCCACAUGGACACAGCCCAGUGGGGCCAGCCUAGCUGGGGCUCUUGUACCCCUAGAGAGUGGCAGAGAGGCCUUGCCCAGAGCUGCUUUGCACAGGAGAACCACGCUGCUGCAGGUGAUCUUUUUCCAUCCUCGUGUGCCAAGAGGACCCCAUUGGGCAGCUCCGCACAAGUGGCCAUCAGUCCUCACUGUCAGCUGCUACCCACUGGAGAGGCCCCUGCCCUGACUGCCUCAUCAAGGCCUUCAGUGGACCACCUGGGUGUUCAGAACCUUCUGGACAUCUGAGCAGUAUCCCAGGGGAAAAUCUGAGAACCCCGCCAAGCAUCAGCGUUCUCAUAGCAGGAAAGUAGUCAGCAAAAGCCAGGGCCUUCUUGGGAGUACAAGGUGUUGAGGUACUGCCCUCCCCCACCACCGUGUCCAGCAUCUCUGCCCACCCGGGCCUCGGCCUACAGGAAGACAACCACGAGGCUGCAGCCGGGCCUCUCAACGCCGACCACAGACGUGGUCGUGCAUGUCCAGUGAGCACCCUGGCUAUGCCCUCUGUCCCCACACUGGGUGGGAUGUGGAGGCCCAGCAGGGCUGGGAAGGACCUGGGCUGGGCCCCUCUCUUCUGUGCAGGGGCAGGUGGGGCUGACUGGCUGGCCUGUUCCACCCCCAUUUCUGACAGGCUGUGGCGUCAGGCUGUGCCUGGACUUCAUUCCUAGCAACUUGGGCCUGCCCCAGUUUGGGCACCAACAGGUGGUAGUUGCUGUGCGAGGGGCUGAGCCGGUAGACGCUGCAGAGGAAGGUGAGAGGCGGUGUUCAGGACGGGGCAGACUCCAGGCUGAGCCACACUUGGCUGCAGGCCAGUACGCAGCUCCACACCUCUGCCUUUGGCCUCCAGAGCUUGGGAUUUGCCUUCUGGUUCCUCCUCAGAGCCCUGCAGACAAAACUCGCGAGACUCCUGGCCAGCCUGGCCUGAGGUUGCUGCAGGGUCCUGGCACCUUUCCACACUGUACCUCAGCCACACAGACGAGCUGGUGUCUCAGUGCCCAGCUGCUUCCAUGUGUCUGGCUCCUGGUGCAGGGACACCUAGCGUGUCCAAAUGCCCAGGCCAUGCUUCCUGCCCUUGUGCCAAAUACAGUGACUGCUGUGUCCUGUGCACCCCCCAAAUCAGCCACAACCUUGGCUUUGUGUUGUGACAGAUACUGUCUUGUCCAGUGUUUCUUGUUGUAGCCUCAGCUCCUUACACACUGUGCGCACUGGGGUGGGCCUUGUGUUUUCUGCUCGUGUGCUUACUGCCCCUGACAGCCUCACCACAGUUCCAUUGCUGUACACCGCCUUUCCCACCGACUGAGGAGAUAUAUUUUCUCAUAAACAUCU